AUGACAACAACAGGCAUCUAUCGUUCUUCUAAACACAAACCUAAGUUAAACGUGGAAAUGCCCACUGGACAUGGAGAAGGAGAUCCCAUUUUACCGGUGUACUCUUUCAGAAACUCUUUUACCUGGACACUUCAUGAGGCAUCUAGAAACAGUCCGUUAAUAUUUGCAUUACCUUUUCUUUUAGGAAUUGCUCUGGCAUCUUUUGGAAGAAAAGAAGCGAUUUGUCUUAUUGUUAUCGGUCUUCUGAUCAUUAUUUUAGCAGAUUGGCCCCCAUUGCAUAAGAAUUAUGUUCUAUCCCAAAACAAAGAAUUGUUCAGCACCAUCGUCUUAGCGGUGGACCCCGGUGUAGAGGCUACAAAAUGGAGAGAAGCGGCAUCAAAAAUGAACACUGCUCUUUAUGAACAAGGUUUCUGGAAAACACUGAAUUUCUUUUUCAACGAAAAAGAGUGCCGAGACGGAUUUAGAGAGCAUGUCCUGAAACUUUUACCUUCUUCUGAAGCCUCGAAGCGCUAUCAACAAGCUAUUUCCAAACUUUUUAUGAGUUUCUUGGAGGAUGUGCCUUCAGAAUUUGAUAUUUUACCAAGGUAUAGGUUCUAUGAAUACUUCUCGAAUAAAUGCUUUAUGUUUGGGGUAUUGAUGCUGGCGAUUUCUUCCGCAAUUGGUAUCCCAGACGAAGCCAAAAGAACGAUGUAUUCUAUUUAUGCAUACGGCACAGUCAAGUAUCUUUAUGGUGCAAUCCAAGGUAAACAGUUUUCAUUCCUCGACGUUGUUCCAAGAGUAAAAUUUUUGGCGACUAUAAUGCAUUUUGCUCCUGGUAGUGAUAUCAGCAAGUGCGAUGAAAUCGCUGGACACAUGAACUAUUACUUAAGUAGCAAAAAAGACUGGGAUAUUCCGCGAGGGUGCUUUAAUGAGGGAAAAGAUUGCUUGAAUUUUUACAAAACUGCGUUCGAACCUUUAAUCAAUAGAAACAAGCGUGGUGGCUACCUUGAACUUGAGGAUAUCGUUCUCGAAACCAAUAAAUUAUGUGGAAAAAAUACAACAAAAAUUAUAGAAUAA
Molecule: messenger RNA, 1056 nt
Organism: Zygosaccharomyces rouxii
Lineage: Eukaryota; Fungi; Ascomycota; Saccharomycetes; Saccharomycetales; Saccharomycetaceae
Exons: 1
Coding region: 1-1056 (351 amino acids)
Source: RefSeq, a predicted model, not a curated record